CUUGUAAACCAUUGUCAUUCGUACGGCUUGUAUCGAUUCGAUACGCAACACGAUAAUCGGAAUCUCCCUAAUUCCUUAGGCAGCGAAUUGAAUGAUAAUCGGGAAUCGAAAUUAGAAAAUGAAGAGAACACCGUCUGUUGUGUGGCGAUUCUUCGAUCGUAUUGAACAAGAUGGACGAGUUGUUGCUAUUGUGUGUAAAUUAUGUGAUGCUCGAUAUAAAUACUUCGGUAAUACGACUAACUUGCGAUGUCAUUUGGUAAAUAAGCAUCCAAUUCAAUGGGAGUUGGGGCAGAAUGAAACUCUGGAGGAAGGAUUUCGUGUAGCUGCUACAGAUGACGAAACUAAUCAAUCUACACCGCGACCCCGGCAAAAGAGAUAUAGGAAAUCGGAAACGAAUGAUAACGUACGUUAUUCAAUUUCAGUAAAUAAAGAUCCCAGUGUUCUGGAAGGGAACAUGCCCAUAAUAAAAGUAGAUGUUUUGGAAUCAGAGACCGAUAUUGCACAUGAUGAUGAUACUCAAGCAACUAUAAACCUAGUUAAACAGUUGCAUAGGGGUUCUGAUGAAGAAUGGCUUAAUGAGGAUGUGUUUGAUACAGUGACUGAGACUUAUACACAACCACAAAAAAAGAGAAAGAUAUAUAGAAAAAUAAAACGAGAAGUCAUUUCACCUGCACCUACCACUUAUGAACCUAAAAAACAAAUUAUUAUACAGAAUAAUAGGAGAGAUGAAUAUCACGCUUUUGGUGAAUAUGUUAGUAAUAAAUUAAGGAAAUUUAAUAAUAAUCAGACACAAUCCAAUGUUCAACAACUAAUAACAACUAUUUUAUGGCAAGCGGAAUAUGGAGUAUAUGAUAAUAUGGACACAGUAAAAAGGAUUUUAUUACAUUCAAUGCAAGAUAUGGGGUCUCCAUCACAAGAAGGGGGGACUCUACAUAUUAGUCAUCAAGAGCUUGAGAACAUGAAUGUAAAUGUAGCUGUAAACCCAAUUGCAGAGUAACGCAAAAACCCAAAGACAUUAGACUAUAAUAUUACAUUAGUUUUAAAUACAAGUGAAUUGUAAAAAUAAAAUUAUGUUA
Messenger RNA from Pieris brassicae (large cabbage white), 1076 nucleotides. RefSeq lists its product as uncharacterized. Gene Ontology annotation, molecular function: DNA binding. Lineage: Eukaryota; Metazoa; Arthropoda; Insecta; Lepidoptera; Pieridae. The transcript has 2 exons. The coding region runs from base 119 to 997 and encodes 292 amino acids. The record is from RefSeq and is a predicted model, not a curated record.